This is a messenger RNA of Bipolaris sorokiniana ND90Pr, 1073 nucleotides long. RefSeq lists its product as uncharacterized. The transcript has 4 exons. Bases 283 to 981 code for a protein of 232 amino acids. The record is from RefSeq and is a predicted model, not a curated record. NCBI's taxonomy places the organism in Eukaryota, Fungi, Ascomycota, Dothideomycetes, Pleosporales, Pleosporaceae.
AAUUAGCUACUUUACCAGCUUCUAGCUCUGUAGCGCGUAGACUGCACGACUUGGCACUAGUUUUAAUCGAUUUCUUAGGAUGGAUUUGUAUAUAUUUGACUAAAAUUACACCUAUUCUAGAAAACUCGAAGUUGGUGUCGGGCAUGACCUGCCAUCUGUAGCUACCUCCAAAAGGUGACCUUCCACACGUCACCACCCAUCCCAAAUUGUCUUACUUCACGACAGAAGCGCAGCUACCUCGACAGCAGUAUUUCAUCAAAACCCGUAAUUUCAACGUAAGACAUGGCUUCUUCUGAUGCACCUUCAGACGCCUCCAGUCCGACGAGCUUACCGACCGCUGCCGAACUGUCAGAGGCGCUCAAGAUCGAGGUUUAUGAUCGCGAAGGGAAAACUCACAUUCUAGGAGAUCUGGUCAAAGGAAAACAAAGUGUUUUGAUAUUUACUAGGCAUUUCUGGUGUCUAAAUUGCCAAGCCUAUCUCCGAUGCAUCAGCGAAUCAAUACCCCCGUCUGACCUUCCCCCUUCUACUCAAAUCCUGGCAAUCGGCUGCGGUUCUUACCAACCCAUCGACACAUAUGCAGUGAAAUCAGCAUCUGCCUAUCCCAUCUACACGGAUCCUUCGCUCCGUCUACACAACAUCUUUGGCUUCAAGUACAACCUAGCUGAGGCCAAAGUCGGCGAUGAGCAGAAGGACUACAUGCGCGAUGCAGGAAGCACUGCAUCCAGGAUCUGGGGCGGCAUCAAGGGUGCAGUGGCUAACAUUCAACAUGUGAACCAGGUCGGACCCAAGGCGUUAAAUGGUGGAGAAGUAAUCAUUUCCGCAGAUGGUAAAUGCGAGUACAUGUAUCGCAUGCAAAACACUGUGGAUCAUACUAAUAUCUCAGAGUUGGCGCGCCUGAUUGGGGUCGAGGCUAAGACCUUGGAUCACAGUGAGGAAACGAAGCAGCCUUGUGGCGAUGCAUGCGCGGUUGAAGCUAAGUAGAUAUAUACGUUAAUAGCCUAAAGCAAUGAGAUUGUGCUUAGGACAAGUGAAAAAGAGCUACCACAUUGGGCGAUAAUUGGUGUAUGUAGCGU